CAGAGCUUAAGAUAGGCAGUUAGUACUACGACUACUAGGCAUCUUUUAUUGGAUCCGGAACUCUGCUCCUUUCGUCACUCGAUCAUUUCUGCAGCUCAAUUACCCGAUUUCCUCACCGACGAAUCCACCUGCGGCUGCACUACAGAUCGGGAGCCGCCUAGCAAGAAAGCGAAAGUGGGAUGAUGGAGAAAUCCUGUUCUUUGCUGGUCCACUUCGACAAAGGAACACCAGCGAUUGCAAAUGAGAUAAAGGAAGCUCUAGAAGGGAAUGACGUUCUCGCCAAGAUUGAUGCCAUGAAGAAGGCAGUCAGUCUUCUGUUGAAUGGUGAAACCUUGCCUCAGCUUUUCAUCACAAUUAUUAGGUAUGUUUUGCCUUCUGAGGAUCACACCAUACAGAGGCUGUUGCUGCUCUACUUGGAAAUUAUUGACAAGAAAGAUGCCUCGGGAAAGCUUCUACCUGAGAUGAUAUUGAUAUGCCAAAACUUGAGAAACAAUCUUCAACACCCAAACGAGUACAUUCGCGGGGUGACUUUGAGGUUUCUUUGCCGGCUUCACGAGACAGAAAUAAUAGAGCCAUUGAUUCCUUCGGUGCUGCAAAAUCUGGAGCAUCGACACCCAUUUAUCAGGAGGAAUGCCAUCUUUGCAGUGAUGUCAAUAUAUAAGCUUCCCCAGGGCGACCAGCUUCUGGUUGAUGCUCCUGAAAUGAUUGAGAAGGCACUUUCUACUGAGCAUGAUCAAUCAGCUAAGAGGAAUGCAUUUCUGAUGCUCUUCACUUGUGCGCAGGAGCGAGCUAUCAAUUAUCUUUUCAGUCAUGUUGAUAAGAUCUCGGAAUGGGGUGAGCAGCUUCAAAUGGUUGUUUUGGAGUUGAUUCGUAAAGUAUGCCGAACAGAUAAGGGAGAGAAAAAAGGGAAAUACAUAACAAUCAUCAUAUCUUUGUUGAAUUCCCCUUCUAGUGCUGUGGUUUAUGAGUGUGCUGGAACACUUGUUUCUCUGUCGUCCGCACCGACUGCUAUUAAAGCUGCUGCUAACACUUAUGGGCAACUUCUCCUGUCUCAGAGUGAUAACAAUGUCAAGCUCAUUGUGCUUGAUCGACUGCAGGAGCUUAAGUCUUCUCACAGGGAAAUCAUGGUUGAUUUGGUUAUGGACGUGCUUAGGGCACUCUCGAGUCCCAAUCUUGAUAUCCGCCGGAAGACCCUUGAUAUUAUCCUUGACCUGAUCACUGCACGGAAUGUAAACGAAAUUGUGCAGAUGUUGAAGAAGGAGGUUGUUAAGACUCAAAGUGGAGAGCUUGAGAAGAAUGGUGAGUAUAGGCAGAUGCUAAUUCAAGCCAUUCAUUCAUGUGCUAUUAAGUUCCCAGAGGUGGCAAGCACCGUGGUUCACUUGUUGAUGGAUUUCCUUGGAGAUAGCAACAUUGCGUCAGCUAGUGAUGUGGUCAUUUUUGUUCGAGAAAUAAUUGAAACCAAUCCAAAACUCAGAGUCUCAAUAGUAACAAGGCUGUUGGAUACUUUUUACCAGAUCCGAGCAGCCAGGGUAUGUGUGGGUGCUCUUUGGAUCACUGGAGAGUACUGCCUUUCCCUCUCUGAGGUUGAGAGCGGCAUAGCAACCAUCAAGCAGUGUCUUGGGGAACUUCCCUUUUUCUCUGUUACAGAAGAAGGUGAAGUUACUGAUACUUCCAAAAAGCCUCCACAGCAAGCAAGUUCCAUCACUGUUUCUUCAAGAAGACCUGCUAUCCUUUCCGAUGGGACAUAUGCGACACAAAAUGCUGCCUCUGAAACUGCCUUUUCCGCUCCUAGUGUGAUUCAUGGGUCAUUGUCUUCUGGAAACUUGAGAUCCCUUCUUCUCACCGGUGAUUUUUUCCUUGCUGCAGUUGUAGCAUGCACUUUAACAAAACUUGUACUGAGAUUGGAAGAGGUACAGUCGUCUAAGGUGGAGGUGAACAAAGCUGUCACUCAGGCUUUGUUGGUAAUGGUCUCCAUGCUGCAAUUGGGACAGUCUUCUGUUCUGCCUCAUCCAAUUGACAGUGAUUCGUAUGAUAGGAUUCUUCUGUGCAUAAGAUUGCUAUCCAAUACUGGCGAUGACAUCCGGAAGAUAUGGUUGCAGUCAUGCCGUCAAAGUUUUGUGAAAAUGCUUUCGGAAAAGCAAUUGAGAGAGACCGAGGAAUUGAAGGCAAAGGCUCAAGUUUCUCACGCACAACCAGAUGAUCUUAUCGACUUUUAUCAUUUGAAGAGCAGGAAGGGUAUGAGUCAGCUCGAGUUAGAGGAUGAAGUUCAGGAUGAUUUAAAACGUGCAACAGGAGAGUUUAUCAAUGAUGGCAAUGACACAAAUAAGCUUAACCGAAUUAUUCAGCUCACUGGAUUUAGCGACCCUGUGUAUGCUGAAGCAUAUGUCACGGUUCAUCACUAUGAUAUUGUACUUGAUGUCACUGUUAUCAACCGGACAAAGGUAACCCUCCAAAACUUAUGCCUGGAGUUGGCUACAAUGGGGGAUCUCAAACUUGUUGAACGUCCCCAGAAUUAUGCUUUGGCUCCUGAAUCUAGCAAACAGAUAAAGGCUAACAUCAAGGUCUCCUCUACUGAGACUGGAGUUAUUUUUGGUAACAUCGUUUAUGAGACAUCCAAUGUGUUUGAACGGACCGUUGUUGUCCUCAACGAUAUCCACAUUGAUAUCAUGGACUAUAUUUCUCCUGCAUUUUGCUCGGAUAAUGCAUUUAGAACCAUGUGGGCAGAGUUUGAAUGGGAAAAUAAGGUUGCUGUUAACACAACAAUUCAGGACGAGAAGGAAUUCCUGGACCACAUUAUCAAGUCAACAAACAUGAAGUGCCUCACUGCACCGUCUGUACUGGAUGGCGAGUGUGGAUUCCUAGCUGCAAACUUAUAUGCCAAGAGUGUGUUUGGCGAGGAUGCUUUAGUAAACGUAAGUCUGGAGAAGCAGGGAGACGGGAAGCUCAGUGGGUACAUCAGGAUAAGGAGCAAGACCCAGGGAAUUGCACUCAGCUUGGGGGAUAAAAUCACCCUUAAGCAGAAGGGAGGAGGAAGUUGAUUCUGGAGAGAUCUAGAUUAGAAUCACACAGGUGCUCCCUGCAAUUAUCUGGAAGAUUGCCUCUCAGCAGGCUGAAUUUUUGCAUAUCUGUAUCUAUCUACUACCUAGGGGACGAAGGAACUGAUUGAUGGCGUCUUAUACAGUUGCAGAGAACUUGGGUUCAGCAUCUUCCUUGCUUAAAUUUUUUGCAUUGGCUGAGACAUUCGAAUCCUCUGGUUUCGUUGAACUCCCCUUUAUGAUACUACUCUGUUUUGAGGUCUCACAAGCGUCAUUAAAUUUUAAGCUUACUGUAUCUCAGUAGUCAGUAUACAGGCUGAGGGGAAAAGAUUGGCCAAACUACACUGUAGAUUUUUCACCAGACCCAUCUGGACUUCAGCCCAAUUGCGGGCAUUGUUAUCACUGGGGAUUUUAGAAUUAAGAAUAACAAUCCAGAACAAGAUUGGAGCUCUGUUAUUGCAAGGAAAGACCGAGUUGUUGCUGAUCACUCUUGUCCUUGUUUAAUGUUUGCCUUUUGAAGAUUUUUCGUUUCGGUAUGUAAAAUGUAAUUGAAUAAUAAUGUUAAGCUCUGAACCCAAAACGGGUGAUUUCUGUCGUUGGAUUUGAAGAAAGAGGGUUUUGGUUAAAACUCGAUUCGAAGAUGUUACCUGUGAAUAGAUUAAGUACUAACACACCGACUAAAAGUGUUACCUGUGAUGCCAACUAGGGAGCUUGACGCUCGCCACAAGUAUAUAAGGACGUUUAAGUCCUCCAAAGAUGGGACCUCUUCUUCUCUUCCCUCACUUUCCACUUUGACUCUCUCUGCACUUUAUCUCUCUACAUUAUUCUCUCAAUUUACUCGAAACGGAAACUAACUUGAUCGAUGGAG
Molecule: messenger RNA, 3903 nt
Organism: Linum tenue
Lineage: Eukaryota; Viridiplantae; Streptophyta; Magnoliopsida; Malpighiales; Linaceae
Source: the annotation of a GenBank genome assembly